Molecule: messenger RNA, 2192 nt
Organism: Corylus avellana
Lineage: Eukaryota; Viridiplantae; Streptophyta; Magnoliopsida; Fagales; Betulaceae
Product: splicing factor U2af small subunit B
Biological process (GO): mRNA splicing, via spliceosome
Cellular component (GO): U2AF complex
Molecular function (GO): metal ion binding; RNA binding
Source: RefSeq, a predicted model, not a curated record
UCCCCUCCGACACGACAAGCAUACCCAAAUCGAAGCAGACGCCCCGAGAGAGAGACAGAGAGUAAUAAUGGCGGAACACUUGGCUUCGAUAUUCGGGACGGAGAAGGACAGGGUUAACUGCCCGUUCUACUUCAAGAUCGGGGCGUGCAGGCACGGCGAUCGCUGCUCUCGCCUGCACACCAAGCCCAGCAUCAGCCCCACCCUCCUCCUCUCCAACAUGUACCAGCGCCCCGACAUGAUAACCCCCGGCGUCGACGCCCAGGGCCUGCCUAUCGACCCACGCACCAUCCAGAGGCACUUCGAGGAAUUCUACGAAGACCUGUUUGAGGAGCUCAGCAAGUACGGCGAGAUGGAGAGUCUGAACGUGUGUGACAACCUGGCAGACCACAUGGUCGGCAAUGUCUACGUCCAGUUCAGAGAGGAGGAACACGCUGCCAAUGCACUUCGCAAUCUCACCGGAAGGUUUUAUGCUGGCCGUCCCAUCAUUGUCGACUUUUCUCCGGUGACGGACUUUCGUGAAGCCACCUGUAGGCAGUACGAGGAGAACACGUGCAAUCGUGGUGGAUACUGCAAUUUUAUGCACUUGAAAAGGAUCAGCAGGGAGUUGAGGCGCCAAUUGUUUGGGAGGUACCAGCGAAGGCGCAGCCGGAGUCGAAGCAGAAGUAGGAGCCCCUACAGGCAUCGGAGCCAUGAAGAGCGCUCUCAUGGGGGGCGUGGUUCUGGCAGAAAGUACGAUGAAAGGGAUAAUUACCAUGAGAGUCGGAGUCGGCGGCACAAGAGCGUAAGCCCUGGCCGUAGGAGAGGAAGAAGCAGGAGCCCCGUUAGGGAAGGCAGUGCGGAGAGACGUGCCAAAAUUGAGCAGUGGAAUAGGGAAAGGGAACAACAGCCAGAGAAGGCUAGUAAGGUUAAUGCUGAUGGAAAUAAUGACAGUGGUUAUAAUGGGCAUAUGCAGAAUGGAGAUCCAUACUAUGGCUACCAGCACCAGCAGCAUCCACAGCAGGGAUAUAAUUACUGAUCUUUUUAGUUGUAUCCUGGUGGUGUGCAGGUCCACAGUUCUCAUGUGGAAUGUGAUUUUUUUUUUUUUUUUUUUCUGUGUUUCUGCCUUUUCACCUGCAUACAUACUGUUUGACUGUAUUGCUUUGAUGCAUGCUUUACCACAGGAUAGGAUUCUAAGAACUAAAAUAUAAUCCUUUAACCAUCUCUUUGCUUCCAUCUUCCUUAUGGCUCCACUCCUUCCCUUUGAAGACUAAUGGCUGUCAUGAUUUGUAAAGAGACCUUUGAACUGUUCCAUCUCCUCCCCUUUUUCUUUUCUUGCUUGUUAACUAGAACUCAGUCCCUUUAUUUAGAAUUGCAGGACUACUGACCACCUUUGCAGAAUAACUUUGAUUUAUGAUAUGGAAUUUCUCCCAUCAAUCACUACUAACGGGUAGAAUUCUUGGAAAUAGAGUUUUUACUAAGACAUUGUCAAUUUUAAUAAUGUUUUAGACCUUCAAAAGGACAUCUGUGAGAAAUUUGAUUUUUUUUUUUUGGUUGAUUUACUCUUGUUGGGAGGCUAAUCCAAUAGUGUGCAACACGUGCAUGUAUGCAUAAAAAUUUUAUUUGAUUUGUGGUUUUGGCAUAUGCAUGAAUGAUUUUACAGUCAGGGACUCUGUGAAACCCCCCACACAUCUGAGGAACGAUCAAAUUUCGAUGGUUGUCUUUGGUUUUGUUUUCUAUGAACUAUCUUUUUAUCUUUUGUUAAUAUAUAAUUACAAGUAAAGUUCCGAUCUUACAUAUGUUAUCAAGUUUUGCAGGUUCAGGCAUCCCUGCUUCUCUGGACCAAGCCAUUAUUUUAACUGCAGCUUACCAUGAAAUUUGUGUACAGGUUGUUGGGUGCAGCGGCAGAGGAAUGUGUUUACAGGAUCUAUCAGGUUACUGUUUGUAUGAGAAAGAAAGCACCUGCAGCCCAAAUCGUCAGUGUUUGAGAUUCGUAGGUGAGGUCUUAAUAUUGUUUGAUAGUGUUCUGGUCAAAUUGCAGGUCAGGAUGACUGCAGCAAAAAAUCUGCUUUGUUGGUCAAUUUGAUACUUUGGAUUUGUUUAAGCUUUUGGAUCUUGACAUCACUUGUGGUUGAAGACUUACUAUUACACUUUGUACGGUUGUAUGUGAUUGUUCAACUUUGGAUCUCCUUUGAUGAAUGGUGGGUUUUCGUUUA